AUGCAGGCUUGGGACAUAUGGUGUGCUGGAAGAUGUUUGGAAUUGAUGGAUCCAACCCUGAUCAAAUCCUUCAUAGCUAGUGAAGUUUUCAAGUGCUUACACAUUGGUUUGCUGUGUGUUCAACAAGAUGCAGCAGAUAGACCAACCAUGUCCACUGUUGUUCUAAUGCUAGGAAGUGACACAAUGACCCUUCCAAGACCCAACCAUCCUGCAUUUUCUGUUGGAAAAUUGACCCCUAAAGAAACCUCAACUUCAGGAAGUUUCAAGAAUCCUUCUAUUAAUGAUGUAACAGUCUCAGCCCUUUUAGCAAGAAUACUCAUUAUAAAGGCACAAACACAGACAUAUCUGGGAAGUAAUUGCCAAAACACCACCCAAGAACAUCUCAGCAGUGCAUACCAAACAAAUCUUGAUAAAAUCCUCACAUGGAUGUCCUCUGAUGCAUCCACAAGCAGAGGCUAUAACCAUACCAGCAUAGGCAUCAACUCCACAGUGUAUGGCCUCUAUGAUUGCCGUGGUGAUGUUGUUGGAUACUUUUGUCAAUUCUGUGUCUCCUUCGCAGCCAGAGAAGCCCCUAAACGCUGCCCCAAUAGCGUAUCUGCUAUGGUGUGGUAUGAGUACUGCAUUCUAAGGUACUCUAAUGAGAAAUUCUUUGGGGACAUUCUCACACACCCCACGUGGCAUGGGGUUGGAACAAAAAAUGUAUCCAACAUGGCAGAGAUUAAAAAAGGUGAGGGUUUUGUAAGAAGUUUAAUCAGAAAAGCAGCUACGGAGACAAACCAGUUGUACUAUUUGGGUGGCUUCAGUUUGAGUUCCACUCAGAGAAGGUAUGGUAUGGUGCACUGCAGUAGAGAUCUCACAAAUGAAGGGUGCACAGAGUGUUUGGAGGCUGUAUUAGCACAAGUUCCCAAAUGUUGUGAACAGAAAAUAGGAUGGUUUAUUUGGUCUGGAACUUGCAUGAUAAGGUAUGAUGAUCAAAUGUUCUACCUUCUGAACAACCAAACAUCUUCACUUACUGAGCCAAAUCUGCAAACAGUGUAUAUCGCUUCUGGUACAGGAGAAGAGUUAGAAAAGAGUACUGAUAACUUUUCAGAAGCAUCAAAAUUAGGGGAAGGAGGAUUUGGCAAUGUUUACAAGGGAAUUCUAGCUGAUGGAACACAAAUUGCAGUCAAAAGGCUGUCAAAAUUUUCUGGUCAAGGCUCAGAGGAAUUCAAUAAUGAAGUAAUGUUUAUAGCUAAUCUGCAACAUCGCAACCUUGUGAGACUUUUGGCAUAUUGCUUGGACGAAAAUGAAAACAUACUAGUGUACGAGUAUUUGCCGAAUAAAAGUCUAGACUUUCACCUCUUUGAUGGUGAGAAGAGAAAUCAGUUCGAUUGGAAACUAAGAUUAAGGAUUAUAAAUGGAAUAGCAAGAGAUUUUGGAUUGGCAAGGGCAUUUGAAAUAGGACAGAAACAGGCAAACACAAAACGAGUAAUGGGAACUUAUGGAUACAUGGCACCAGAGUAUGUUAUGCAAGGACUAUUUUCAGUGAAAUCUGAUGUUUUCAGCUUUGGAGUUCUUGUUCUAGAAAUCAUUUGGGCUGAAGCACAGACAAACCUGGGAGGUAACUGCGGAAACGGCACCCAACAAAAUCUCAGCAGUGCAUACCAAACCAACCUUGACAAAAUCCUCACAUGGAUGUCCUCCGAUGCAGCCACAAGCAAUGGUUAUAACCACACCACCAUAGGCACCAAUAGCUCUGCGUAUGGCCUCUAUGAUUGUGGUGGUGGCGUGGUUGGAUACUUUUGUCAAUUUUGUGUUUCCACUGCUACAAAAGAAGCCGCUCAGCUCUGCCCCAGUAAUGUAUCUGCUCUGGUGUGGAAUGAUUACUGCGUUAUAAGGUACUCAAAUGAGGACUUCUUUGGGAAAGCUUUGACAUACCCAACAUGGCAUACUGUUGGAACAAAAAACGUAUCCAACAUUACAGAGAUUCAGAAAGGUGAGGAUUUUGUGAGAAGUUUGAUAAGAAAAGCAACUAAUGAAAGCAACCUGUUGUACUAUAAGGACGGCUUCAAUUUGAGUGCCACUGAGAGUAGGUAUGGCGUGGUGCAAUGCACUAGAGAUCUCACAAAUGAAGGGUGCCGACAGUGUUUGGAGGACAUACUAGCUGAAGUUCCCACGUGCUGUGAACAAAAAGUAGCAUGGAUGGUUUGGUCCGGAAGUUGUUUGAUAAAGUAUGAUGAUCACAUAUUCUACCUUCUUAACCAACCACCUUCAGCUCCUGCACCCGAUCAGCAAACAGAAGGUAUUCCUCUACCUUCAUUUCAUAAAUUUCAAUCAGAAGAAACGUGGAACACCGACCUGCCUAGAAUCCCAUUAAUCACAAUUCUACAGAGUACUGAUAAAUUUUCAGAAGCAUCUAAAUUAGGGGAAGGUGGAUUCGGCCCUGUUUACAAGGGAACUCUACCAGAUGGAAGACAAAUUGCAGUCAAAAGACUCUCAAAAUUUUCUGGUCAAGGUUCGGAGGAGUUCAAUAAUGAAGUAAUGUUUAUAGCUAAAUUGAGGCAUCGCAACCUUGUAAGACUGUUGGCAUGUUGCUUAGAGGAAAAUGAAAAGAUACUUGUAUACGAGUAUUUGCCGAAUAAAAGUCUCGACUUUCACCUAUUUGGUAUGUUUUCAAAUAGCAGUGUUGCUUUUACUGCAAUUUGUUCUUCUGCAUUCUCCACUACAAAAAUAGUAUUGGCUCACAAGUCAGUUGGGGAAACUGUGGAGCUUAAUGUAGUUGUCCUGGCAUAUGUUGAGAAAAGAAAACAAUUUUAUUGGAAACUAAGAUUAAGCAUUAUCAAUGGAAUAGCAAGAGAUUUUGGAUUGGCAAGGGCAUUUGAAAUGGGACAGAACCAGGCAAAUACAAAACGAGUAAUGGGCACAUAUGGAUACAUGGCUCCUGAGUAUGCAAUGGAAGGGCUAUUUUCAGUGAAAUCUGAUGUUUUCAGCUUUGGAGUUCUUGUUCUAGAAAUCAUUUGCGGGAGAAAGAAUGGUGGAUUCUACCUGUCAGAUGGUCAAACUCUUCUUUUAUAUGGUUGGAGAAAAUGGUGUGAAGGAAAAUGUUUGGAAAUGAUGGAUCCAAUGCUGGAAAAAUCCUUCAUAGGCACAGAAGUAGAGAGGUGCAUACAGAUUGGUUUGUUGUGUGUUCAAGAAGGCCCAAAAGAUAGACCAACCAUGUCCGAUGUUGUUGUAAUGCUGGCGAGUGACACAGUGACCCUCCCAAAACCCAAGCACCCAGCAUUUUCGGUUGGAAGUAUGGCCUCAGAGGAAGUCUCUACAUCAAGAAGUUCCAAGAAUUUUUCCAAUAAUGAUAUAACAUCCUCUAUUACUUUACCUAGGUAA
Messenger RNA from Sphenostylis stenocarpa, 3363 nucleotides. NCBI's taxonomy places the organism in Eukaryota, Viridiplantae, Streptophyta, Magnoliopsida, Fabales, Fabaceae. The record is from the annotation of a GenBank genome assembly.